Molecule: messenger RNA, 1485 nt
Organism: Plasmodium coatneyi
Lineage: Eukaryota; Apicomplexa; Aconoidasida; Haemosporida; Plasmodiidae
Exons: 7
Coding region: 1-1485 (494 amino acids)
Source: RefSeq, a predicted model, not a curated record
AUGAGUUACCUUCUGGACGACAAGAAAAUUCUCCUCAAGGAACUGUUCAUUCGGAAUGAGGACAUAAAGAGAGAGAAUGAAAACAUCGAAUUGGAGAAUCGGGCUUUUUUAAAACUGAUUGAAAGUUACGAAGAGCAGACGAAACUGCUGAAAGCGCUGCCCUACAUCCACCACGUGUGUACCAGUCUGUACGCCGUGGAGGAUGAAAUAAACUUCAACCUGUCAAGACAUGAGUUUGCAUCCCACUUGAAUCAGCUACUGGAUGAGGAGAUACAUAAAUACAAAAAUAUUUUAAAAAAUAUUUUAACAAAGUCGGACGUAGAUGUGGGGUCUCCUACCAACGGUUUGUCUGGACAGCAGGUUUCCAAGGAUCAACUGAAAAAUAAGGUGUACAACAUUGACAUGGAAGACGUGGAUGACAUGGUUUCUGUUUCGAGGGGGACCAGUGCGAACGAAACGUUAGUGCGUGAACAAUUGGAGGGGAAAGACCCACCAGGGGGGGCAACGCAGGAGGAACAGCACGACCAAACAGCGGAACAGCACGCUGACUCUCCCUGCCAAACGAACGAGAAGAACAUUUGUCUGCAUUGGGAAAGGGAGAAGUCCACGGGGGAGUUCUACUCCAUUCAGUCGUUCGAGGCGAAGGAAGACAUCCACAGGAGCCGCCUGAACCUGCCCGAGAAGCAACAACUAACAAUGAACGAGAUAGAAAAGCUUAAAGGGAAAAUAAAAAAAAAUACCGUCUAUUAUGACAACGCAAAAACGAUGAUCCUCUCGAUGAUUACUCAGUGUAAAAUUCUCCUUUUCGAGUUGGACGAGGAUACAAAAAGUUACAACACAUGGAGAGAGAGAAUGAAAAAGGACAACUACCUAAUGAAAAGGAAGAAUUGCUUAAAUGAAUUUUUCAGUGAGAUCAUACAGAAGCACAGAGACAAAGUCGGAGAAGCGAGAAAGACAAACCAGACGUUGCUAAACCUGUACAGGAAAAAAUUCUCUAACAUGAAUUAUAUAAUUACCCUUAAUGAAAAUAUAAACAACGUGGACUUUAGAUACCUGCAUGUGCUCAUCCACAACCAGAAGCUGAACUACGAUAGGCUGAUGCGGGAACACGAGGACAGUUACUCCUGCUUAAGAAAGCUGCUCAACGAAUUGAGGCAGACGCAGAAUAAAAUUGAAGAACGAGAAGGAAGGAAAAAAGAAAUGCAGACCACCAUCGAAAAGAACAACUGCACGCUGAACGAAAUGAACAGGAUGAUAAUCGACCUCACCAACAAGAUUGACACGACCAACAGCGUGUCGAAUAAAAUGAACCAGUACGAGCACGUCGGCGCCAUGGGCAGCAACUCCGUCCUGCAGUGCAUCCAGCUGAACAAAGACAUCCACAAUGUGGAGAAAAAAAUAAAGUCUUACGAAAGAAAAAUUGACAUCACGGAAAAUGUGAAGGUCAAGACGAAGGAGGGGAAGCGGGAUGGGACAAAAGGUUAA